Messenger RNA from Agrilus planipennis (emerald ash borer), 2904 nucleotides. RefSeq names its product DNA-binding protein D-ETS-4 (gene Ets98B). The record is from RefSeq and is a predicted model, not a curated record. The transcript is spliced from 5 exons. Lineage: Eukaryota; Metazoa; Arthropoda; Insecta; Coleoptera; Buprestidae. Gene Ontology annotation, molecular function: DNA-binding transcription factor activity, RNA polymerase II-specific; sequence-specific DNA binding. The coding region runs from base 1001 to 2725 and encodes 574 amino acids. Gene Ontology annotation, biological process: cell differentiation; regulation of transcription by RNA polymerase II. Gene Ontology annotation, cellular component: nucleus.
ACGACUUUUAUAGAAUUUUGUUACCUUUUCCAAUCACACAUUUUCAAUUUGUGAAUCUUUGUUUUUCUUUUGCAACCCCUUCGCAAAAUCCGCGUUCUUAAUGCGCCCUUACCUUAGAAUAUGAUAUCAAAAGCUCAUUCAAAUCGAUCCAAUAGUUUCGGCUGUGCGUUUACCAUCAGUUAAUCAGCCAGUCACGGGCAGUUCCUUCAUAUACAAAGGUUAAAUAUAGCUGAUAUGCGGUCCUGAUUCAGGUCUAAAGGGCAUCGUCGAUUGGAGUUGCUGUCUAACGUUUCACGAGUGAGUAACAAGCUUCUCUAGAAGUCCUUCCAACUCCGAUGCUGGAUGUGGCAUAUCAGUUCAUACCUUUAUCAUUAAACACAUUUUAAGCAUUUUUCAGUUCAUAUAAUCCAGUGUUUACUAUUACUAAUCAAUUUAUUCUUUAAUACAUUUUCAACAGAACUUUUGUCAUGUUUAAUUUUUGUUAAGUGUUUCUUAUUAAUUACCUUCCUGAGUAUAUUCGAUUUUCGGUUAGUAUUGUCCUUUUUGAAAUCCCAUGCGUUCUGCCACUGUGUCAAUAACGAUUUAAUUUUAAAACACAUGCAUACAGGUACAGCAAGAGUUAAGACGGUGUUUGUUACUGCUUAACUUUGCCUGACCAUCAACAACAAACACAUUAUCUUUCACUUGUUCUUGGCUCUGUUGGCUGCAAGGCUAAAGUAGGCCGCUAGUGUAGAAAGAAGAAUUACCACAUUGAGUUGAAAGCCACUAUGAAGUUCGGAUCGGCAGACGCGUUUUGAGCAGGACUGACUUAAGUUACAAUCAGGCGGUUUCCUUUGCUGAUCUUUUUUUUUUUUGGUUUUUAUCUUUUUCUCGUUGCCAUAUGCGCGAAAAAUUAAAUACGUAGGAUUUUUGAACAGUGCAUUGUCAGAUGGUUAUUUCGUGAACGCGAUUUUUGUGUUUGCUGCCUGACGUUUCGAAAGCUAUAUCGUCCAUCUUCAUCAUGGUACUAUCGACGAGAAAUAGGGAGUCUGAUGACACGAUGCCUCAAACAGUACCGUCCGCGGGUUUUACCCCACCGUGUGAUUACAGCACGUUCGCCGAGAGUUUCGAUCUGAGUCUUUUGCCGGGAGAAGAGGAUAAUCCUCCCUACUUGUCACCCUCAACCCCCCUAUACACAUACUCUCCCCCGCCCGCGACAUGCGGAGGAAAACCAAAAAUCUACACCACAUUUUAUUCAAGUACUUUAAACGACAACGCAGAAAACAACGACAUCGAUUUGGGACCCGAUUUUCAGAAACUAUUAACCCCCGACCCACCGAAAAAAGAACAAAAUUAUUUAACGCCACCCACGAGUGGCAUCUAUUUAGAGGUUCCAAAUUCAAAAAGUUCUUAUUCUUCGGGUUCGUUGUCUCCUUAUCAAACCUUAUUGUCUCCUAACGGUCAAUAUUCCGGAUUCCCUUCGCCGUUAUCUGACAAUCAAACUUUGUAUCCCAAUUCUCCGGAAAUAUCUCUAUAUCCCCAUUCGCCCACAUUUUAUCCCCAGUCUCCGGACAAUUUUCAACAGCAGAAACUUAUAAAAAAGGAGGUGUUCUAUACAAAUUCGCCCCCUUACAUAAAAGAGGAAUUACAAACCACCAACUCCUGUCUGGUUUCGCAACAAAAUUUAAACGAACAAACCCCUCAAACACAAACGUCCCCGUCAGAGAAAGCUCUGUAUAAUUUUUUGGAAAAUACUCCAUUGGACAGGCAGAUAAAACAAGAAAAUUCCGUCGAUUUUGGGACGAUUCUACAAGAUUUUCAGACUGGGGAAUCCCUGUUUUGUCAAUCGUACGAAAAAACUGAAGAACAACCUGAAAAACCUAAAGACCAUCAACUUCUGAGGGAAGCGCUAAGAGAUACGAGUUUUCAAAGGAGAUAUAACAUAAGAACUUUUGAUUUCCCCUUGCAUGAGGGAGAAAUUAAAAUGGAAGAAUCUGAACAAAGCGAAAUUACAUGCACGGAAGAGCAACUUCCACGGGAAAAAAUUGAUCCUGUUCUCACAAUCGCCAUCGAACACAUGAAGAAGGACAUCGAUAACACAUGCAAAACGUUGGGAAUUCCUAAAGAUCCCUAUCAAUGGACUUCAGCCAAUGUCUUUUCAUGGUUAAAAUAUACCACAAACCAAUUUGGUUUACCCUCUCCAUCAUCAGAACAAUGGAACCUAUCAGGCAAUGAACUGAUAACAUUAACUGAAGAAGAAUUCAGCAGCAGGAUCUCGCAGGGUGGAAGCAUUCUUCACGCUCAAUUGGAAAUUUGGAAAGCCUCCCACUCUGAGAGUGGUUUAGGUAUUCCAUGGUUACAAGAGACAACAUCCAGCAACACCUCCAGCGGUGAUGUUUCUGAUGAUGAGGAUGAGGAAGUUCCAAUGGAGGUCGAAUCAAAACCUUCGACAUCUCGCGGUACUGGAAGCUCCCACAUCCAUUUGUGGCAAUUCCUCAAGGAAUUGCUAGCGUCUCCACAGGUACAUGGUACAUGUAUCAGAUGGAUUGAUCGCAGCAAAGGGAUCUUCAAAAUCGAAGAUUCUGUGAAGGUGGCAAAACUAUGGGGAAAACGAAAAAACAGGCCAGCUAUGAACUACGACAAACUGAGUAGGUCAAUACGGCAAUAUUACAAAAAAGGUAUAAUGAAAAAGACGGAAAGAUCUCAAAGACUGGUCUAUCAGUUUUGUCAUCCGUAUAACUUGUAAUAAGUAAAUGAUAAUUUCGUAUAUUAUAAAAUAGUUUGUAGAUUUUUGAUCGGAAUACCGUAAUUCUCGUAAACAUUUAUCACUUUUUCUUUACGGUGAAAUCCCGAGUCAAAAAAUUGGGACUCAUUUUGUCCUCAUUUGAUCUCAAUAGAAUUUUUAGGGAUAUUUCAAACUACAAG